AGGCAGUCACGUGUCUGACUCUGCCGGAGCAGUCACCUGACUUCCCAUCAUAAAGCGGAUAACCGGAGCGUCCGCCUGCAUUGCAGUCAACAUCGGACCACCAGCCUUCAAACAGCGCAGUCAUGCUCCUCCUGUCGGUUCUUUUUCUCUCUACAGCUGUUGCCAGUCCUCUGCUUGGCAUCGAGCAGUGUGCCCGCGGCCCCCCGUAUUGGUGUCAAAAUGUGAAGACUGCAGACCAGUGCAAAGCUGUGACUCACUGCCAGCAGAACGUAUGGAACCAGCCCCAGAUGAAAUCUGCACCCUGCGACUUGUGCAAAGAGGUCGUGAUGGUGGUGGCUCAAUGUCUGAAAAACAAUGCUACUCAGGGUGAAGUUCUUGUGUACCUGGAGAAGGCCUGUCAGCUUGUUCCUGAUCAGGGUCUGGCUGCUGAGUGCAAGGAGAUGGUUGACCAAUACUUCCCCAUCCUUAUGGGCAUCAUUGUUGGAACACUGGAAGAUCCAGGUGUGGUGUGUGGAGCUAUGGGCUUGUGCAGGUCUCAGCAAGCAGCACUGGCUGAGCUGAAGAAGCUCAAGCCACUGGAGUCCAAUGAAAUCCCGAAGGUGGACCUCGCCAAGAGCGUCUCGCCGUUCCUUAUCAAUGUGCCCGAGCUCCUCUAUCCUCAGAAGAGCCCCAAGAAGGAGAGCUCCAAACCAAAGGGAACUGAAGAAGUGUGUCAGGACUGCAUGACCUUCCUGGCCGACGCUCAGUCCGAGGCCAAGGCCAAUCAGUCCUUCGUCGACACUCUGAUCGAGAACAUGGAGAACCAGUGUGACAACCUUGGGCCUGGCAUGUCAUCAUUGUGUAAGCAGUACAUCAGCCAGUACGCAACCACCAUUGUCGAGCUGCUCCUGGUCACCCCACCUGAAAAGAUUUGCUCCAUCGCUGGUUUCUGCGGGGCGACAAACAAGUUUGCCGCCUUCCUGGAGCUGCACAAUGCCAAGACUCGUCCUGCUGCCAAGACCAUCCCUGCUAUGGAACUUGUUCCUGCGACUAAAGUGGAGUCCAACGUGCGCAUGGUGAGGGUCCGGGAGUCUCCGUCAUGUGCCAUCUGUGAGUUUGUUAUGAAGCAGCUGGAGUCAAUGCUGGAGGAUGAGAGCACUGAGGCGGAAGUGAUCGAAGCGGUGGAGAAGGUGUGCACAUACCUGCCGGACUCUCUGACCGCUCAGUGCAAGGACCUGGUGGAGACUUACGGCAAAGCCAUCAUCGAACUCCUGGUGCAGCAGGCCGACCCCAAGUCGGUCUGCACCGUCAUCGCUCUCUGCAACGGCUCUCGCCGCACGUUUGUCCCUGCACUCCAGCAGUCACGGUUCAAGGAGGGAGCCUACUGCAAGGUGUGCAAGACGGCGGUGGCCUACAUCGACAGCAUCCUGGAGAAGAACGCCACCGAGGCCCAGAUUGAGGAGGCGGUGAGGAAAGUGUGCAGCUUCCUGCCGGACUCAGUGCAGACCGAGUGUGACCAGCUGGUCCAGCAGUACGAGCCCAUGCUGGUGGAGCUGCUGCUUCAGAUGCUCGACCCAGACUUCGUCUGCCUGAAACUGGGGGCUUGUCCCGAGGCACGCCGCCCCCUGCUGGGAACGGAGCUGUGCACCCGAGGGCCUGGCUACUGGUGUAAGAGCAUGGAGACGGCUCUGCAGUGCAAUGCCGUGGAUCACUGCAAACGCCACAUGUGGGUAUAGAGGACGCGGCGCGUGCAGUCUGGGAUCUAACAAAGAGUUUUACUGUGGGACUGCUGCCCUCUUAAUCUUUUCUUUAACUAGAAUUUUAUUGACCGCUGUUUGUAACUUGAUGAAGGCUGGGCCACGCAGGACGGUCUGACCGGACACGACGCCGCUUCUGUGUCCACUGGAGAUUUUCAUCCUUCCAUUUUUGUGUUCGAGUGCUCUUCAGAUUGCAGGUUUAUUUGAGUUCAAUUGUAAAAAUUCAUGGCUUUUAGCUGACGGGUUUGGUAGCAAUUUUUCUUCUUUUCUGUUUAAUGUUGUUGAGUGGCUUGUCUCUUUUGCACUCACUAAUGUGAAUUUAUUUUUUUUUUUUAACACUUUGAAUCUGAUCAUUUCCCCUCGGCACACUGACCUGUUUUCCAACUAUUAAACAGAUUUCCAUCCACUUGGAAA
This is a messenger RNA of Synchiropus splendidus (mandarinfish), 2150 nucleotides long. It is a transcript of the gene psap, whose product is annotated as prosaposin. The record is from RefSeq and is a predicted model, not a curated record. Gene Ontology annotation, biological process: sphingolipid metabolic process. Gene Ontology annotation, cellular component: lysosome. Bases 123 to 1715 code for a protein of 530 amino acids. The transcript has 14 exons. Lineage: Eukaryota; Metazoa; Chordata; Actinopteri; Syngnathiformes; Callionymidae.